AUGUUUUGGUCCAGUAGAGUCGGCAAGAUGAUGCACAUGUGGCUAUGGUUCGGCUACGAUCUCGGAGAGUUUAUGUUCUCCGGGCUGAACAUAAGCUCGCGCUGGUCCUUCGCCAUCACUUGGAUAGUGCUGUUCUUUGUGGCGCUGCUCUUCGAGGGGUCCAAGGUUUAUUUGGCAAAGGUACAGCGCGCAGCCCAUAAGAAGCUGUACCCAUACAGGUCGGAUGAGAGGCGGAACCUCCUGUGCGAUAGGGAGCAGGGCAGCAUGGAGCCGACAACCAGUCGCAACGCCAGCUCAGGACAAGUCAGCAGGUGGGCGUCACUUAGAGUACGCGCGUUAGUGAACACAUAUCAAUCAGUGGUGUUCCUGGUGCACAACGUGGUGGGCUACCUGCUCAUGUUGGCCGUGAUGGUCUACAAUGUGCAUCUGCUACUCGCUGUGGUCUUCGGGAUGAUGCUAGGUUACUUCUUGUUUGGCACGAAGCUGACGCGGCUACAGAUGCAGUGUUUCAGCAGAAAGCGAGUCGUCAUCUGCACGCCGGAGUGUGACGAUACUGCUGAGAACACAACUCCGCCCCUACUGGAUUCCUCGCUGAGCUCGGAGUCCGACUUCUUCAUUUGCCAGACUCGCACCUGCAUCCAGCCCUCACACUACUUCCCCGCUUCCUCACAAGAGGGCAGCACCAGCGAACAGAACGCCACCUGCUUCUAUGGCGCAAAAAAAUGUCCCUCCAAGGUGGCGAGAGCUAAGAAGAUUCAGGCGUCCACAUCUCACUGCCAUCACGAGAGUGAGAAAGAAGAUAGUCCUAGUGUAGAAGAUGUCCAGCUACUCCGGACGGAGCGGCAAGGCUGCUGUAAAAAGAAGCAAGAGCCGCCACCCGAGGAGAAGUGUUGUAAGAAAGAGACGACGGUGAUAGUUCACGAGCCCAGCCAGGGCUGCUGCAAGGAUGAGAGCCCGGAGGAGCCGCGCCAGGACGCUCGCGAGAAGAGCCCGCAGAUCACCUGCUGCCACAACGCCAAGUCCGCGCCCAGCGACAGCCAGGAACAGAUCAUCAAGUGAGUGACAGACAGAGUGAAGUGACAUGAGGCUCAUGUAUUACGCGUCUCGCUGUAGUGGGUGUAUGUGCGCGCGUUUGUUGCGUCUAUAGCGUGAUCGUUCCUUGUUUUAUAUGUUUUUAGUAUUUUAUUAAAGAAAUUAAGUCUUCCAGUGAGUCUUAAUGUUGUUAGAGCGAGACAAACGUGCCCACAGUAUUCUGUGAUACCUUCUUACUAUUCUUGAUGUCUGACUGUUAGAGAGUUAAGAUUCCGACUAUGCAACACACCCAAAACAGUGGGACGUCGUAUUAGUUUAUAAUGAAUCGGUUAAUAAUGACAAAUAAGUUUUAGUAUUUUUAUUUGUACAGGAAUUAAAUAUAUUUUGUUAGUUGUAGAUUUAUAAGUUUUUUGUAUCGGCAUAUCACUAUUUUAUAUAGACUUGUGUGAGGACUAAAAGUUGUGUUUCAAAGUGUACCUGCUCUGGCCAACAUCGAGACAUGCAUUGGUGUGAAGCUUGAAUUAUUGUACAGUGCGAGAAACCAUUGCAAUCAAAAUCGAAUUUUUGCUGCGUAAUUAAUGAAUAUUAUUAUGGCCAUAUGCCACUAGUCACUGACGAUUGCAUUAAAAAUAAACCAAAACCGAAAUACAGCAGUAGAACCUUAGAUUUGUACUGUGCAAUAAAACAUAAAGUGGACUGUAACAUAUUUUUGACUGAGUUUGCCGCAAGUUGUUAUCUACGUUAAAAACACAACGCCUUUUCAAAACACACGCGGCUCUAAUUCCUUAAGUAUUUCUAAAACAUUUAUUUAAAUCUAUGUAGACUCUUUUUUAUUAUUUUUUAAAUAUGAUAUACCUGUUUAUGUUACGCGGAAUGUGUUGUAAAUGUUAAAAUGUUUUGUAAGAAUCCUUUUUCUG
Molecule: messenger RNA, 1949 nt
Organism: Spodoptera exigua (beet armyworm)
Lineage: Eukaryota; Metazoa; Arthropoda; Insecta; Lepidoptera; Noctuidae
Source: the annotation of a GenBank genome assembly